GCCACCAGCGGCAGCAGCCCAGGCUACGCCCUCCCGACCGAUGCUGUUCACAUAGGGAGCGCCCGCAUGACCGAGGAGAACACAGCUCCUAAGACGUUCCAGGAGUACCAGCAGCAGAAGCGGCAGCGAGAGUGGAAUGAACGGGUCCAGAAGCAGAAGGAGUCCAUGGGAAACGCCGAGCGCGUCGAGCGCGCCCGGGACUGGAAGCAGAGGGGCAACGAGAAGUUCAAGGCGGGGAACCUGAUGGAGGCGCUGGAUUACUACAGCGAGGCGGUGGUGUUCAUGGAGGACAUGGUGGAGGCGCGCCGCAAGGAGAGGAACGAGCUACUGGUCCCGCUCUACUCCAACUUGGCGCAGGUGCACCUGCGGCUCGACGACGGCCGCGCGGCAGAGGAGGCCGCCGGGAAGGCGCUCGCGAUCUGCGAGGUGGCCAAAAACGGCUUCGGGCCCGCGGCGACGGCCAAGGCGCAGUACCGCCGCGGCGUCGCCAGGCAGGCGCUCGGUCGCCUCGAGGAGGCUCGCGAUGACCUGGCGGCGUCGCUGCGCCUGCAGCCCUCGCCGGAGGCGGAGCGGCAGCUCGGCGAGGUGCGCUCGGCGAUCGCCGCGCGGGCCAGGGAGGAGCGCGAGCGGAUGGGGGGCUUCCUGAACAGGCAGGCGGGCGAGCGCCAGGCGCGCGAGAGGCAGGCGGAGGAGCGGCGGCGAGAGCGCAAGGCGCGGGCGGAGCAGCGGCAGCAGAUGCAGACGGCCUUUGCGAGGCUCUCCGAGGGCGAGAUGCUGUACGAGCAGCGCGAGAGGGAGAUGGAGCCAGUGCGGGAGAAGGAGAAGGAGCAGAGGAAGACGCUCGAGCUGGAGCAGAACCUGCUGAACAUCAUCGACGGGGGGAAGGGGAAGCAGAAGACCGAGGACUUCGACGAGUUCAUGCAGAAGAAGCUGGAGCGCUGCCAGGAGCAGAACUCCGAGCUGGACCAGAAGAAGAAGGUGCUGGACAAGCAGAGGAAGGAGGGGCAGUGGGGCGAGGACGACGCCUGGAGGGCCCAGCGCGACCGCCACCGCGAGCAGCUGGAGGAGCGGCGGCGGCGCGCCGGCGGCGAGGCGGGGCCGCGGUCGCUGUGGGAGUCGAGGGAGGUGUGCCGCUGGUGCGAGCAGAGGCUGCGGGACCUGCUGGUCGGGUGCAGCGCGGAGGGUCAGGAGCUCGACGAGGGCUUGGCGGCUGGCGUGCUGCAGCAGUCCAGGGCCAGCUCGCGGGGCUACGUGCUGAGGGCCCUCGUCGUGGACGCGCUGAAGCUGGAGGGCGACGCCGCGGUCAUGAGGCUAAACCUGUCGAAGGCGCCGCUCUACUACUUCGACUACUUCCUGAAGCUGGAGUGGGAGGUGGCCGUUGCCAGGCCUGGGGAUAAGCUGUACCGCACGGCUGACGAGCUCAUCACCUCCGCGGCGCACUCCGACGACCAGGGCGCCACGGCUCCGCGGUCCGUGGUGGAGCACCGGGCCCUGGGCGGCACCUUCAAGAUAAGGGAGUUCUGUUCCGAGGAGGAGCCGGCGGAUGGGCGCUGGCAGCUCGCAACCAAGACAAAGGUGUCGUGCCCGUACGGCCCUGAGCUGGCGGAGCUGUCGGAGGUUGUGAGGGACGCGCUCCGCGAGAGCGUGGUCAGCGCCCUUGGCCGGUGGGUUUCGGAGUACCGGGAGCAUUGGAGAUGCUGA
Messenger RNA from Prorocentrum cordatum, 1701 nucleotides. NCBI's taxonomy places the organism in Eukaryota, Dinophyceae, Prorocentrales, Prorocentraceae. The record is from the annotation of a GenBank genome assembly.